Molecule: messenger RNA, 1590 nt
Organism: Penicillium arizonense
Lineage: Eukaryota; Fungi; Ascomycota; Eurotiomycetes; Eurotiales; Aspergillaceae
Product: UbiD family decarboxylase
Exons: 2
Coding region: 1-1590 (529 amino acids)
Biological process (GO): cinnamic acid catabolic process; ferulate metabolic process
Cellular component (GO): cytoplasm
Molecular function (GO): carboxy-lyase activity
Source: RefSeq, a predicted model, not a curated record
AUGUCUUCGUCCAUCACAAAACAAUCCUCAACUUGCAGGAUGCUUGCACGCCGUGGUAUCCGCAGAUUUCUUAAUACCCGGGGCUUUCAUCACUAUUCGCCAUCAAUGAGCCCUGCAACGGAGUUCCGUUCGUUUCUUAACGCCCUCCGGGAAAACGGAGACCUAGUUGAUAUUCACCAUGAAGUCGACCCUGACCUCGAGAUCGGCGCAAUUUCUCGUCGAGUGAGCGAGAGAGACGCCAAGGUACCACUCUUUCACAAUGUAAAAGGUGCACAACGGGGGCUAUGGAAAAUGACGUCCAACCUUCAAAGCUUAAGUCAGUCUCCUGAAUCUCGAUAUGGCAGGAUUGCAUUGGGUCUCGGUCUACCGGUCGAUGCGCAGUGGAAAGAGAUAAAUAAUCGACUAUUGAGAGCUAAAUACAUCAAACCGGCACAGUCUCAGGUGCUUGAGACUGGGCCAUGCAAAGAAAAUAAACUGUUUGGUGAUGAGAUCGAUCUCACGCAGCUUCCAGCACCACUGCUCCACCAGAAUGAUGGCGGGAAAUACAUCCAAACCUAUGGAAUGCAUAUUCUUCAAUCACCAGACGGAUCGUGGACCAACUGGUCCAUUGCCCGUGCUAUGGUCAAUGAUAAACGCAAGCUUGUUGGGCUUUGUAUUCCGCCACAACACAAUUGGCAGAUUCGAGAAAUGUGGAGGAAAGAAGGAAAGGAUGUGCCAUGGGCACUGGCUCUUGGGGUCUCACCGGCAGCGAUAAUUGCCGCUGCUCUGCCAGUUCCUGAUGGGGUGUCGGAGCUUGAAUAUGUCAAUGCACUCACUGGUUCUUCUUUGGAUCUUGUUAAAUGUGAGACCAACGACCUCCUUGUGCCAGCCACAAGUGAAAUUGUAUUCGAAGGAACCCUUUCGACAACGGAAACAGCGCCUGAAGGUCCGUUCGGCGAAUACUUCGGUCAUUCAUUUGAACAGGAAGAACGACAGUGCCCUAUCUACAAUGUCAAUGCUAUUACAUAUCGCGAUGAAGCAAUCAUGCCGGUGUCAGUCCCCGGCAAACUUACAGAUGAAUCGCACGUGACGGCUGCCUUGAUAGCACCAGAAAUUCUGGAUAUUUGCCUGCAAAACGAUCUACCAAUUGUUGAGGCAACCUCACCUCUGGAGACGUACGCGAGCUGGGUGGUCCUGAAGGUGGACUCCGAGAAACUUAAAACAUUAGGAAUAUCGUCCAAGGACCUUUGCAACCGGGUUGGAAAUACUGUUUUCAAUGAUAAGAGGUCGUUCCUGGCAUCUCGGCUUCUCCUGGUCGGAGAUGAUAUCGACAUUUACGAUUUCAAGGACGUAAUGUGGGCAUUUUCAUGUCGCUGUCGUCCUGGAAAAGAUGAUUACUUGUUUGAUGAUGUUCCUGGCCUUCCACUCGUGCCUUUCAUGCUCAACACGCCUCGCCCAUGUCGCGGAGGAAAGACCGUGUCUGACUGCUUGCUUGAAUCUGAAUAUACAUCGGCAGGACGUAAUUGGGAAAUGGUGGACUUCAAGAAUGCAUAUCCCAAGGAUAUUCAGCGAAGAGUUCUGGAAAGAUGGGAGGACAUGGGGUUGAAUUGA